GCCGCCAAACGCUUUGAACUUGCCAUGAAGCGCCCGAUCCCGACGACGGACGAUGAGCUCGGAGGUGACGAUCCUUCCUCGGCUCCAUGGCUCUCCUUGAACAUGUCAGGGUUUGUCGGGUCCACUUUCGACGUGGUCGUGCAAGAUGAAACGACGGUGGUCUGGACCUUCGAGUGCGCUCCCGACGACGACUCGGGCGACGUCGGUGUCACGGUUUCGCGCAACAAGUGCUUCGGCGCACCGGUGACGCUCACGAUCACGCUCUUGCCGUACAACCUGUUGCAUGCGUCGGCGGCGUCGGCGGCGUCCCAACAGGUUCAAGUGUCGGUCGUGUUGGAGGACGAGGUGGAUGUGGCGACGUUCGUGCCGUUCUACCACAUGAGCGACUUGAUGAACCAGAACCCAUUCGUGUCCCCCAACACAGGCAAGUUUGAGCUGAAACUCUCCGUGUUUUUGACUGUCAUCGACGUCGCGGACGGGUACUCGGCGCCGCCAGCUUCCGAGAUCCCCCUCAAGCGCAUGAAGUCGGAUGAUGGAAGCACGAGUCCCACGGGCUUUGACGACGACGCGUCGGCGCUGGACUCGGAACUGUCCCUUCUCGAUCAACCGUUGGACGACAAGUCCGGUCUCGUGGACUUGACGAUGAGCCUCAACUACGAUUCCAAGACUGCUACCGGCAUGGUCGGGUUGAAGAACCAAGGCGCAACAUGCUACAUGAACUCGCUGCUCGAGACGCUGUUCUACCUCCGUCCAUUUCGAAAAGCCGUGUACGAUACCCCCACCGCCGACGACGACAGCACCAAUUCCGUCGCGUUGGCGCUACAGCGUGUGUUUUACAGAUUGGAAACAUCGGUGAAAGCAGUAAGCACAAAGGAACUGACCAAAGCCUUUGGGUGGUCGCACAUGGAUGCGUUCACACAGCACGACGUGCAGGAACUGUAUCGCAUUUUGUGCGAUCGGUUGGAAGACAAGAUGAAGCACACCCCCGUGGACGGCCUCAUUCCGGCGCUGUUUGAAGGCAAAGUAACGUCGUUCGUGUCUUGUGUGCAUGUCGAGUGCACGUCCAGCAGACACGAAUCGUUCUACGACCUACAGCUAGACGUCAAGGGCUGUGUGAACCUGGACGCAUCCUUUGAAAAGUUUGUCCAAGUAGAAACCCUCGACGGAGACAACCAGUACGACGCUGCCAACGGGUUUGGCAAGCAGGAUGCCAAGAAAGGACUGAGCUUCCACUCGUUCCCGCCCAUCCUCAAUAUCCAACUCAAACGUUUUGAAUACGACCCGUUGCGGGAUGGAAUGGUCAAAGUGCACGAUCGAUUUGAGUUUCCCAAGCAAUUGAAUCUUGCAGCGUAUAUGGACUCCACUGCGUCGCCCGACUCGACGAAAUACCAUUUGCACAGCAUCCUCGUGCAUUCAGGAGACGUCCACGGCGGCCACUAUUACGUGUAUAUUCGACCCCACGGCCAAGAUCCGGCCAACACUUUGUGGUUUAAAUACGACGACGACCUCAUCUCUGCCGUCGACGAGGGCGAUGUGAUGGAGAGCAGCUUUGGCAGUCCGUUGGCCGGCGUCACGUCGUUUAGCAGUGCGUACAUGCUGGUAUAUGUACAAACGGGAGUGGGCACCGUCGAACACACCAUCCCCGCGGCACUGGCGGCGCGCUUUCAAGCCGAAGAGGUCGCCGCACGGAAACGCAAGCGCCUCGCGCAACGCGAGCAUUUGUUCCUGUCCGUACGCAUCGCCACAGACGACGCCGUCGGUCGGUUCCGCCGGAUCACUCGAACACUCGACUUUGUCGCAUUACCCAAGCCCAACAAAGUACCCACGCACUUGCUCUCGUGCAAAGUGCUCAAGACCAACACGCUCCGCCACCUGUACGGCCAAGUGGCGAUGGAGACGGGGGUGCCGAUCAACGAGAUGCGGCUGUGGAAGUUGGCGACCCGGGAGAACCAGACCACGCGGCCGGAUGAGCCCCUGGACAAGCACCCGCUCGAGGCGACGUGCGCCGCAGUGUUAGAAGACGACGUCCACACCAAGCAAGUGCUGCUGUUUCUCGAAAUUUUCCCGCCGCACACGUCCGACUGCACGGGCGUGAUCAAACGCUUUCCCAUGCAAACAUUUACACCGCCGCCGCCGCCGGCAGCUCCAGCGACCGACGACGAAAGCGACGACUCCCUGGACGACCUCGCGCCGCCCCAACUCGAUCCGGUAGCGGCCGACCGCGUGCCCCUUCCCGUGUCAGAUCAUGCGAUUCUGCUGUUCAUUAAGCACUACAAUCCCACGGUCCCCGUCAUGGCCGACAGACUGGAGUAUGUCGGAAACGUCAUCGUGUCAACUGACAUGACAGUGUCUGAAUUGAGUCGAUUGAUUCAGCAGCACUUGCGUACACCCGACGCCCCCCUGGACAUGUACGAGCUGCUGCAGCCAGAAUCCAUCAACUUGCUCGACAAUCCCCACGCCACACUAGUAGACUCGGAGCUCCAGCAUGGCGAUAUUAUCGUCGUGCAAGAGUCGAUUACUCCCCCAAACAAUCGCAACGAUCAGGACCACGUGCCGCCGCCUACAUACCCGUCGGCGCCGUUAUACUUUGACUACCUCUUGAACCGAGUCGACAUAUCGUUUUACGAGGUGGUAUUGCCAGCCAAUUGCAGCCCCUCCCGUGCUCCUCUAUUGUGUCUUGACCAACAGGACAAGGUGGUGGCGACAACGCUAACGUGCCUGCUUUCGCAGUCAUAUGACAGUAUCGUGGCCCAACUGGCCGCGCACGUCGCCGCCAUCCCCGACGCCCUCCACGUCCGCCUCUUCCCCUCCUCGUCCUCGUCUGGACCAAAACUCGACGCGCCGUUUCUGCAUCGCACCAGUCGCCAGCUCACGCUGCGGGGCAUGGUCGACGCGACCCAGGCGUCCCCCCACCCCCUCUCGCUCUACUACCAAGUGCUUCCGCCUUCGUUUUCCAUUCUCGACCUCGAACGCAUGGUCAAGUGGACGCUGCACCUGUCCCCGUACGAGCCCCGGUGGUUGCAUGCGUCGUUACACGUCCACGAGCUAUUGCUCGAUCCUGCCGACACGGUCGAAGACGCGCUCGUCAAACUGCAAGCGCACAUUUUGCCGCCAAAAGAUAACGACGAGGAGGAUGGGAGUGUGAUGACGUGGCACCUCGUCGAGACAAGAGACCGCAGCACGAUCGUCAAGAUCCACCCGCCAGACACGGCCGUUGCCAGCGUCUUUGUCAGCCCCAGCGCGCCCCUGUACGUGGAUUCCGUCCCCCCCCAAGAAGGAAAUGAUACAACGUGGCUGGGGGUUGUGGGGGUCAUGCACUUCAAUUCGUCUGCGACAGCGUGGAUCCACACCCAUAGCACGCCGUGUCUCGUACACGUGUUGACGACCGACACGGUCGCCACUGUGCGACACAGACUGCAGCGACGGAUGCAAAUCCCCGACGAAGAGUUUGCUACGUGGAAAUUCGUCGCGAUUUUCGACCACAAAGCGUAUGGUUUGGGAACAGGCGCAGAGCCAGAGUACCUUGCAAUGCGCGUGGUGGAAUGGCUUGACAAGAUGGGGUUGCAACUGAGCAAGACGCUGUUCUUCGGGCUGGAGCAUCCCCCCGCGCCGCUCAAGGCGGACCAACCGCGGCGGCGCCAGGAGCUCGGCAUCAAAAUCCGAUCCAGUUAGUUGCUAGUGGUGAUAUUGCGAAUAUAAAAAGAAUCACAAACACUUCGUCGUUGC
Aphanomyces astaci is the source of this 3726-nucleotide messenger RNA. RefSeq lists its product as hypothetical. NCBI's taxonomy places the organism in Eukaryota, Oomycota, Saprolegniomycetes, Saprolegniales, Verrucalvaceae. The record is from RefSeq and is a predicted model, not a curated record. The coding region runs from base 25 to 3672 and encodes 1215 amino acids. Gene Ontology annotation, cellular component: nucleus; cytosol. Gene Ontology annotation, molecular function: cysteine-type endopeptidase activity; cysteine-type deubiquitinase activity. Gene Ontology annotation, biological process: protein deubiquitination. The transcript has 14 exons.